GUUUUUUUUUUUUUUUGAGUAAAUAAGUGAGGCUUUACCCAUCCACGCUACAAAGCAAUCAAUUGCUUGGAUUUGAGAUUUAUUUUAUGUAUAUAGCACUGCAUCUCUCAUUUGUGCCUGCCAGGUAACGAACAUACUGAAUGAGCUGGAUUUUCCAAAAAACAUAAAGGUAGAAUUAGUCAGGUGUGAUUCUGGAUGACUCCAUUUCCAUGCUAGCCUGACUGUCAUGACGUUGCUGUCCUAUGCAGCAAAUUAAUCAAUACCAACCUUUUAAAAGCAGUGGUUAGUUUAAAAGCCCAAGAGAAAGACUGACUGUUAACAUAAUUAGAUUUCCAGCUCCAAUUUCCAGGUUAGGAUAUUAUGGACACGUUUGUUCCUAUCACAUUUGCUUUGUGGUUUAGUAUGAAUUUUCAAUAGAUGGCUCUGCGAUAAGAAAGCAGCAAUUCAGAUGCAAUUAUAUAAACAGGAAGAUAAGCCUGGAAUUAGCCUGGAGUGUAUAAAGCACACAGAGUUGGUGCUAGAUCACUGCCUCUCCCAGCUCAAGGCAGAAUCAGGCUCCUGAAAUAGGGAAGAAUUCAUCUGACAAGAGGUUGGUCUUUCCAGACUCGUACUACUGCAGCCACUGGGUAAACUGGAUCGUGUAAUGAAUGGCUUUUGUUAUAGGAAAAUGACAGCUGGAAGAGACUAGAGGGUGAUUCCAGAUAUUUGUAGGCUCUGUCAUGUAGAAUUUGUAGUUUCAAAGAGAGAAGAAAACAUCCUGAAACUGUUCUGGAGCCAAGCAAAGCUUUGUUUCUGGGAUUCCUGAGCAGGCCUGGGAAACGGGGUCAGCACAACGGAGGGAUUAAGUGUGGGUUCAUCAAUUUGAACUCUUUGCUGAUGUUCUCUGUUGUCAUUUGCUUGCAUCUAUUAUUUAAUUCUUGCCAGCGCUCCCAUUUCAUCAUGUUUUUAAGCCAGCUUGACAGUAAAAAUUACAGCAGUGUCUAAUGUCUAAUAUAAUGUCUAACAUGCACAACUAUUUUUUAUCCUACCUUGAGCAUUUGAUAAGAUGCCUUCUUUAAAAAAAUAUUUUAAAUUAAUGAGAUUAUUUUAGCAGCUUUGGUUAAUUCUGGAGCUCACGGCCUCUGAUGUGUCACAUUCUCAAAUCCUUUAUCAGGAAAGGAUAGGAAAACCUACUACUAUUUCUCUGCAACAGUGUUUUAUCACUCGUUAGUGAAAAGUUCUAUGUCAUAUGGUUCAGUGGGAAAAGGUGAAUAUGGUGUGUUAUGUUUGAGUUAUUUGUCCUCUGUCCGUCCAGUGGUUAGAAUUAUUUCAAUUGCAUUUCCAGGAUUAGAAAGAAUUUGUGAAGCUGUGCCUGAAAAAGUUGAGAUUACAUCUAAUGUGUGACUGUCAGAGCUGUUCUUGUCAAAUUCUAAGGAAAGGACAUGAAGACACAUCUAAUUUUAAUUAAGGUUUCUGUUUUUUCCCCCUCCUGUCUAGCAUGAGUCCCUUCUUCAUGAUGUCUCUCCUCUUUGGCCUGACUUUUGGUCAAACAGCAUCAAUUUGUGCUCCUUCAGAGUACACAAUUCACGUGGAGAAACGGGAGUGUGCCUAUUGCCUGGCCAUCAACACCACCAUCUGCGCUGGAUUCUGCAUGACACGGGACAGCAAUGGCAAGAAGCUGCUACUCAAAAGUGCUCUGUCCCAAAACGUGUGCACAUAUAAAGAGAUGCUGUAUCAAACAGCACUGAUUCCGGGCUGUCCUCAUCACACCAUCCCUUACUAUUCUUACCCCGUGGCCAUAAGCUGCAAGUGUGGCAAAUGUAACACUGAUUACAGUGACUGUGUCCAUGAGAAGGUUAGGACAAACUACUGCACUAAGCCACAGAAGCUCUGUAACAUGUGAGCUUCCACCAGAACACGGCAGAAAUGUACCUCUCUGCUCACAACCAAGCAUAAAUAAAACAAUAUUUCAUAACAGGUUUGCAAACUGGUGUGCACAACGUUUUAUUCUGAAGAGGGAUCACAAGAGUUACUGCAAUGAACUGGAUAUUCACGCACAGAAGCAGAACCAUAGGACUGAAAUUCAUAUUUAGUGCUCAGCUAUAAUUUACUUUAGGAAAGAAAAAAGAACUGUGUAUCUAUGGGCCUUUGCUCUUAAUCUCCAGGUACUGCAUGAACAAAAUAAUUGAUAUAUCUUAGGACUAUGCAUGCUCUCAGUAUUAAACAUUUCAAUUAGACUGACACAGCCUUGCAGCCCUUAUAGCAGCAACUGUUUUUACACGUAUGUAACACUGGAUGCUUUGAGGACCCUAUCUGUACUGUGCAUUCAGCUAGAACUAAGCACGUGCUGUUGCACACAGUUCUGCUUCAUCCCUAGCAUCACCCAGACCUGUGCUCAUUAGCAUCAUUAGGCAUAGCGCCUCGUGUCUUUGCUCUAGCAGAGCAAGUUCCUCUUGUUGUGCUAUUAGACUGAAAAGCCUUGCUACUGUUGUCUGGAAGAGGAGCAGUGAAGCUCAGAAAGAAGCUCUUUUUCCCCACACAGGUCAGCCAGCCCUUUCAGUGUGCUGGGGGGCUGAGUCCAUCACACGUGCUGAACACAAACAGGGGAGAAACGCAGACCCAGGAAUAUGAAAAUAAAUGUAACAUAAUAAAUGUUUCCUUUUCUUUAGAGCUGGUGACUCAGGGGCAAGCUGUGGUCACACUACACCAACCACUGAGCAGGAGAGCUAGUUUCCACCUGCUUCAACUGCCUCUAAUACAUACAGAAUCCAUUGGCAGUUGCAGCUUUUCCCCUCAUCUCUAUCACCUACAACAGGACUGGUGAAAACAGUUUGACCUGCAUCUGCUCAAGCAAGUGUGACAUCUGCUGAUCCAAGAGCAGCAGGUAGGUCAGCAGGGCUGCACUGAAGACAUGAAUACAGCCAGCAGGAAAUAAGUAAAACCUUCCAUGCUUCCACGAGUGAGGGACAAGAUCACCAUUCAGGUCUUUGCAGAAGCAGCCAGGAGAACAAAUCUACUGUAUGCACAAACAACGUGGUAAAAAUAUUUUUUAUCAACAAGGAAUUGUAAGAAUGACUUCAGAAUUGCAGCUCCGUGCAGCAGUGAGAGCUUCCAAGCCCCAUUAAAUACAACAUUAUAAUAUCUUAAAUCACUGUUGAAAGCUUUAUUUUAUUGCUGCUCCCCAACCAUUUGUUUUGGCCUGUAAAGGGGGUUAUCUCAGUAGAGCUCUCUUAAUUAUUCAGUGAUUGCAAAUGUGUGAUUAUGAGAAAGAUUCUUCUCUUAAAAGGGAGCAUUAAAUGGUACAGAUUUAUCUGCUGCUAUCAUCUACAUCUGCAGACACACAUAAGCUCUUUCAGCUAUCCAGGUAAAUACUUGCUUUAUUUUGGCAAGUAACAAAUCCAGAACAUCCCUACAGCCAGAAAGGUGAAAACAAACUUGUUAUGCUCAGCUUGAGUCCUCAUCCACACUCAGCAAUUGCCUUUGUGCCCACUGAGAAUUAACCUGCUGAUAACCUCACAGUCACUGUGCACUCAGCACUGAUCUUAUAUUCAUUUUUUUUCCUGUUUAUUUUUGCUUCCAGCAACACCAGAAGAGGGUUGAAAAAGCUCUACAAAACAACACAAUUAAAUUACAUAUCAUUAUAGUUUUGGUUUUUUUAGAAUUAACUGAAAGUUUCAAUUUUUCUUUGCAUGGGAGGCAAGUUGCACACAUCUGCUAUACGUCUUGCCCUUUUAAAAUCAUCUGCAUUCCUGCAUACAUUAUUUAUUCUUAGGAAUAAAUAGUAACUUAGGAAGAAGUAGUAACUUUUCCUAGGAAAGGCUUUGUUGCCUUGAUAAGUGCCAAUCAGUUCUUAAAACCACGCGUUGACCUUCCCAAAGGCUUUGCCCAAGAGCAGCAUGUGGUACCAUUCCAGAGCAAAAUACUCCCUGGGAGUGAGGAUGUCUGAUACUUCCCAAGCCCCAAUACAACUAUAAAAAGCAUAGGGAAAGAAGAUGUAAGAAAGCUUUGGACCAUCAAGUCCUGAACAAGUUAUCUGGCUUUGCAAUUCAGUAACACUUUCACUUAGCAGGAGGAAAGAAGAAAAGGAACUAUACCUCCUUACAGCAAUAAGUGACACAGCAAAAUUAUUGCUAUGAUCCCUCGUGGCUGCAUGGACACACCUUCAGCCUAACAGCAUGCAUGCAAAAAGAAGUUAACCCAGUUGUAUGGUUAAAGCCUAUGGGAAUGCACAGAGAAAAACAGCUAGAAUCAUAGAAUGGUUUGGGUUGGAUGAUUUCUUUUGUGCUAAAAAGAAAAAUCACAACAAGAAUUAAGGCACUUGAGUGAGUCUUAUGCAUCAUUUCAAAUACCCUUUGCAUGUUCUCAAAGCACUUUUUCCCUUUUGGCCUUUCAGCAAUGUGUUUUCAAGUUGAAGACCAUUGAGUCCAGCAACAACCCUUUCUCAAGUCAGGAAUUCCUUCAGGUCAGUCGCUUGGGUGACUGUGCUGUAUCUCAUGGUGUCUUUCCAUAUAACCAAGCAACGGGAGUGCAGACAGUCCUACGAUGUUGAGAAGAGGCAAAGAUCUGAGAUCCAGCCAGGAAAUCACAGCAAAGCAUGGGAGCACACAGGAGGGCACCAGGACAGCCUCUGAGAGCCUUGUAUUGCUGGUUAUUUUUUAUUAGAACAUCGUUUCAAAUUCAAGACAAUAAAACCAACACAUUUCCACUUUAGUACACAUUAAACCAAAGGAAAGCAAAAGCUGCCUUCAGCAACAGGAUAAGCAUUGCUCCAUUUCCUUCUCGUUUCCCACAGAGAGCUGUGAUAGAGAUAAUGCUGCUACAGACAAAUAUCCCAGUUCUGCCCCAAAUCAGAAUUUGUGCUGUAGAAACAAAUGUCACCUUGGAAGCAGUUUGUGUAGUGGAGAACCCAGUAGUGACCAGAGAAGUGAGAUUGGUGAGCUUCGUUAUGUGGGUGUCCUACAAACAGCACCUGAUGCUGUUAAUCAGCCUCUGAAGGCUGUAAGAGCAUUUGGAGGCUUAAGAUAACCCAAUUUCCUUCUCAAUACACAUGAAAUAUGUCUUGCUAUAAAACUAUCACUUUUGGUAUAAAAGUGAAAUAUGAUUCUCACUGUAGGGAUAUUAAAGGGCUGUGCUUCAUCAGCUCCUGCUCAGUCUCUGCAAGAUAGGCUGCAGUUAGCUUGUAAUACGUGAAGCUCCCACUGGAGGCUGUUACUCAGGAAAACUAGACAAGGGAAUGACGAAUAAUGAUCUUGAAAGAAAUAAGAAAAGAAUCAACUAUUUACACGUUUAUACUCGAGAACAAGGUGGCUGACUGGGUAGGAAGAAGAUGUGUGCUGUGCUUUCAGAGUUAUCCCCAGAAGGUUUUGGUCUGUUGCCACUUUCCUGACUAGAUGGGCACUUCUGCUGACUUCUGAGGCAGUCAGUACCAAUCUGGAGCAGAAGCUGUUUAAUUAAAUCCUGAUAUUCAGCUUUGGAGCAUGAAGUGUACCUGAAGCAGCUCAAGUACUGAGUUGGAUUUAGUUACAUCUAAAAAUCCUUCUUACUGAGGAUGCACAGUGCAGUUACUUGGAAAUGAUUCCGUACUGCCAGUGAAGAAUAGAGGACUUGCACCAUUAAGAGUUGAAACGAGCAGAGCCCACUGGUCUGUGAUGCAAUACCUCUCUGCAAAUGGGGACCUGAGGUUCAGCCUGGAAACUGCUCACGUUGCUGAGCACGCAGCUGUUAUCACAGUUCACGUUUAGUGCAAUUUUUAAUGCUAUUUUUGUGCAAAACAGCUGCUGAUAGGCUCUUGGUGACACCACACAAAGCACUCACAGUAGGCCAAUAGCUGCAUUAUACAGAAAGAAGCACUGAACUCACCCAGCUGGUGAAGGGGCUCUCUGGCGAUGCAGCACCCCUCAGGAAGCAGCCUAGGCCCAAGAGAUGCCCUCCCCUCAGUGGCUGCCCCUUAGAUGAGCCCAGGAUGGCUCUGCAUUGGGUUCAGCCCUUCUGGGCAGAUGGGAGAGCACAAGUGCAAACAAUGUGCUCCUGAGGCCAACAGCACCCCUUCACCAGGUGCUCAAUCACCAGUUCAAGCCCCGACCUAAGGGUUCCCCUACAAGUGCACAGCUGUAUCAAUGGCACUGGAUAGUCACAGCUUGCGGGUGAACAAUUUGGAAAGUGACAUCCAUGUAAAAGACAGCAAGAUGUGUCAAUUAAGUGGGAAACGUGGAACAGCAGCACCAUUUCCAAUAUAUGAAAUAAGAGAAAACUGAUAGAAAUUGGAGUUUCUGUUGGAAAUGAGAGACAAACAUCAGGAGGGAUGUAUGUUACACACAAACACAGCUACUGCACUGCACGUAUUACCUGAAGUGCCAUCAUGUUUUAGAGAGAUAAAUGACUUGUAAACACCAAAUCUCAUUAGGCAUCAUGGACCAUUCCACUGAGACACUUAACUGAGCUCUUAGACCCAUUCUCUUAAAAAAGAACAACUGCAUAAGAACUCGGAGCUAGUAAUAAUUCAAGGGGCAUUGCUAGCAGAAAGUUAUUCUUUGAAAUGCUAAAUUAACUGGACUAAGGAAAAAAUUAAGAGAUUCUGAGCCCUUGCUGUAAUUUUUUUGCUCUUUCUGGGAACAAACUUUCUCCCUUCUAGGCUGCUUUAGAAGGAACACUCUCAUAAAUAAGUAUGAAGAAUAUAAAAAUAACAAUAUAGAAACAAAUAACGCAAAGGCAAGCCCUGAGGUAUUUCAAGAACAGUAUUUUUUUUUAUACUUGACAUGCAAUCUACAAAUGCCAGCAAGAAAAUUUACUUUGUGGCUCUGCUCUUCUACUUUUUUCUUUUUUUUUUUUUCUUUUUUAGAAAAGAAGUCCCAUCUUUCUUUUCUGCCUUACGCCUGCAGGAAGGGGUGGGAGGUUGAGGUAGGAGCCCUCAGGAAGCUGUGAUAGUCACAGAAGCAAAACCAGAGGAUAUUAAAGUGCUGUGUGUUUUUCCCUGACUAUUUUUUCUCCUCCAUUGGAUUCUACACACCAGUUAGGCUCUACAGGGCAUCGGACAAAGCUGCUGCUUUUCUUAACAUAGGUUCUACUCCUGCACCAGCAUUAUAGAUCAUAGUCUUACAGCAUAAAGGGACUUCUGAACUAAGAUUUUAGUGGCCCCUUUAACACAUAGAGGUUUUGGUGGUUUGGUUUUGGUCUCAGGCUGGUAUGGGAAGCUUAACCACACCGUGUGUUACAAUCGCUCCCAAAUGACUGCAUGCUGCCAGCUUCCUACCUCCUCCCCUCUUUGUUUAGCCCAGGUCUCCUUGGACUGUUUCCUCCCACAGAGCUUUCUGUACUUGCACGAAAACGCAACUGGACUUAAACAAAAACAAAACUCAGGUCUGUGCACGCCAGUGAAGUCACAGAAUCACAGAAUGGCUGAAAUUGGAAGGGA
Molecule: messenger RNA, 7390 nt
Organism: Phasianus colchicus (ring-necked pheasant)
Lineage: Eukaryota; Metazoa; Chordata; Aves; Galliformes; Phasianidae
Gene: TSHB
Product: thyroid stimulating hormone subunit beta
Biological process (GO): G protein-coupled receptor signaling pathway
Cellular component (GO): cytoplasm; extracellular region
Molecular function (GO): hormone activity
Source: RefSeq, a predicted model, not a curated record